UUGUCAUUUUCUGAUGUAAGUUUAAGAAUAGACAAAAAUUUUGAGAAAAAGAAUGUAGAAGUUUCAGGCUUCCGACGAAGAAGAUGUUUCGUUUGGACAGGACAUUCGAAGAGAUCAACAACUUUUUACGGAACGGGCCAAUCAAGUUAGUUUAUUUUGAGGUUUGGGGGGGGAGGAACAAAACUAACAGGUGAGAUUUGAGCUUCAUUGAAAAAUAUUGGGUAAAGUUUUUUUUUAAAUUAAAAUUCAUAAUUACUAAUGAUAUUAAACGAAAGUUGUUUGAAAAUUACUAUGUUUAAAUGAUUAGAUGAAGCUCUGAAUUACACUAGAAGCUAUAGUAUCAGCUUCCAGAUUUCAUUGCGAAACAAACUAUGAAAUAUUUCAUAGGUACAUUAAUUUUUUCAUAGUUUUAUCCACGCGAUUUCCAGUUUUUUUUAAAAUUAAUUUUUUUCAUUUAUAAUCUAUGUCUCAUUAAACUUCACAAUUUGUAUUCCCAGGCGUAAUUUUUUAAAAAAAAUCUUUUUUUCUCACGUCAGCUUAGCUGCGAAAAAUUGGGUUUUUUUCAAAAUUUAGAAUUUUUGGGGAUUUUGUUUUACCUAGGGGCACCGCCUCUAGUCACAACAAAAAAGGACAUAGUUUCAGUUUCACGCGUUCAGUUAAUUCAAUAAGAAACCUUUUUGGCAUUCUUUUUUUGCGAAGGGGCGAAACUGAAAAGUGGCAAAUGUAAGCCCCGAAAAAAAGAGUAUUUUAUUUUCAUUCAUUGGGUGACGACCAGUACAAUGCAAUUAAGACUUACAUUGGUCUUGUCUGGUUUAAAACAUUGCCUUUGAGUGGUGUUGACGAGUAAAACAAAAAGUUUUUCUUUUUUUCACAAAGCUUUAGUCGACGACUGAUUAUUCUGUUCUGGAACAAAACAUUAUUCUUUUCUACAUUUUCAAUUUCUCAUAAUUAGUGUUCAAACUGGAGUAUUUACCGAGAUUUACACUUGAGCGCAAUUUGAUUGCUGCUCGACGACGCGAAGCUAUGGUUUUUCAAGAUUUACCUAUUCAAGCAUCACUGUCUAGUCAUACGUUAUUGCAUUCAGAUUUGAAGAAACGUGAGUGGGAAAGUAUUUAUAUUACUGUAACUCCAUGAAUUUUGAAUAAGUGAAUACUGUGGGCUUCGGGUUGUUUUAUCCAGUUACACUUGAAUCUCAAUGAAAUUUCGAAAAAUCGCUUUCUUAAAAAAUGUAUAGAUUGAACUUUGAACGUCCCUUCUAAUAUAUAUAAAUUAAUAGAUGUUUACACUUUCCAAAAGUUUUUUUCCUCUUCUCAUUUUUCAACGAACAAAGAAUGAAAAAAACAUUUCAAAGCUUAUAGUCAUUAUUUUUUAUGAUUAUUUUGUCCAGGUGAGCCAAAUGAACGAGCGACCAGAAAUCUAUGCAGUGUAAAAACUAACUAACUAAACUAAACUCUUGCAUUUUAUAGCUCAUCAAUUUCCCCUAUUGGAUUUAGGCGCUCACACAAAAAAUGCAUUUUCCAAGCAUCAAAAAAAGUAUGUUGUCCAUCCACUGAAAAUCUUUCUAUCACGCAAACAUUGUUUGAGUAGAAAAAAGACAACUCUUCAUAUUUUUCUUUUCUGUGUUCAUGUCUGAAAAAAAAAACGAAACACACACAAAAAACUCAUGUUUUUUUGAAGCCUGUUGUUUUUUAUUAUUAUUGGUGUUGAAACAAACCUGCCUAUUGUCUUAUUUUUUCAUCCUCUUGUCUUCUUUUCUGUUGGCUGAAAAUUUUCCGACUACUAUGCUUUUCUAUAUUUGGACAAAAUACUCGAAAUUAAGAAGUUGGUUUUUUCUUCUAUAGAAUUUUAUUAGCUAACAAGGAAGUCCUCAAUGUUUCUAAUUUAUUUUUGAAGUCAGGCUAGAUUCACUGUUUUUCAACGUUUGAAAAAAAAGAAUCGAAAUUCAAUAUGGUACACCACUGAAACAGAACACAUUUUGAAAACUAAAAAUUGAGAAUGAGAAAUAACAAAAAUUCAUAAAUUAAAUGGUGUUUUUCUGUACUAUUACGGUAAUUGGGUUAUCAAUUAGGUAAUUGAGUAUUUAAGAAGGGCAUUUUCUGUAAGUGUAUUCAGUUUUUGAAAAUGCACACCUAUUUUGUUAUGCGUAGACCAGGUAAGAUUUCAAAAUGAACACUGAUUGAAUGUUCAAGUAGUUCAUGAAAUUGGAAAGGGUUAUGACGUGACGGAAAUUAAACAUGAAAAUUUAUUGGUUCAGAGAUUAAUUUGAUUUUUUAAAUUGUCAUCUGAUGUGAGGGCGUUUAUCUGAAAUAUUCUUGCUUUCAAAAACGUUUUCUCAACCAAAUCAUUUCGAAAAGGGUAUUCUUUCCGAAUUUUAUAUAACAUAUCAAUUGUCUGUUUUGUUUCGAAAAAAAUUGCAAAAAAAUCUAAUUUAUUCAGAAAAUAAAUUGAAAUUCAGUUUCAAUCUGGUUUUUUUUUUUGAUAUACAUACAAUUCAAGGUGUCAAUCUUUUUUUCCAAAUUUGGAUAUGUAGAAACCAAAGAUUUUUUUUCAAUCAAGUGUGAAUUUUGUUGUUUUUUUAUUUGGAAAGAGCAACAAGAUCAACAACACACGUAGAAAAGACGAAAUCCUGUGAAUAGUGUGAGGUGGCUCGAUUUACAUUAUAUCGUGUGAAAAUUUCAAUAUAUCUAUUUCUUCACUUUCUCCUCCCUUUCCACGCAAAAAACGGAACCAAAUGUGUUUCAAAAUAUUUCCAAACUACUAAAUUCAAAUCACUCGCCAUUUCCUGAAAUUCGACUAAAAAAAGAAAAAAAUGAGAAACCGACGAAGCGUGAACACCUCGGCUACCGUCAUUCGACGCAAUAAACAAUUUGGUAACACAUUUUUCAUUUUUUUUUUCGGAGAAAGAACGGAAAUCACCUUUUGAUUUUAUUUCACACUUGGAUUGUUGCAACUGAGCAAUGAUCGUGUAUUAUGAGAAGGGUUUUUUAUGGGCUAUGUGAAGUAUAUCUUGGAUAAUUCCAAGAUUUUUUUAUUUGAGUGAUUUUAUAAAACUUUUGUUUAGGAAAUAAUGUUUUUCAUUAUUCAUAUCUUUCAAAUCUUACUAGAUCAAUUCUGUAGUUUUUGUUCUUUUUAAAUUUAAUUUUGAAUCAAUUUUUUUUGGAAAUUACUGUACAACAAUUUAAAAAAUUUAUAUCGGAAAAAAUCAUAUCAAUAUGAAAAAUAAAACUUUCAAGUUUUAUAAAAAUUAAGAAAUUUGUUGGCUGAUUUAUCAUAAAUUGCAAAAUAAUUGUUUUCCCCAAAAAACCCUUACCCAAUAAUAUUCGAAAAAAAUUGGAAUAUUUUCUGCUGUAACAUAAUAACUUCUACACUUCAGUUGGUACCAAAAAGUUCAAUAAUGCAUCAUCUUCUUUCUUUACAUUUUUCAAAAACCUUCUAAUUCCUUCAACAUUUUUCAAAGAUCCAAAGUAUAAAAGUCAAAAAAACACCCACUUUCUUUCCUCCUGUUCCCUUUUUUGUUUGAAACAAUUAGUAACUUAAUCCAUUUUCAUUCUGAAAUAAAAUUUUGCAAAAUUUAUUCCUAUAUCAUCAUGAAAAAUCUUAUGAAGAAAAAAGCGAGUUUAGGUAAGUUAAGAUAUUUUUGUAUAGUGGCUGACUGGAUUAUUCAUUUAUUUAUCAAAAAACAAUUAUAUUUAUCUUCAUUUUUUGGAUUUGUAUGCAGAAGGAAAAGUUGAGAUGAGAAUAAAAUUUAAUUAUUUUAAUGGUUCAAACUUUUUUCCGGUUUUCUUGGACUUUUUUCUUGGGGGAAGUCAUGCUAAAAAAUCUGAUUUUCUGCAUUAAUAGGUUUUCGGAACAUUUAUUUUUCUUUGAACUUCCGAAAAAAGUUAGAUUUAUUUGGAUUUUGGAGAUUUAUUUGUGGUGCUUAACUUUAUUUCUUACUUUUACAUUUUUGUUUUGAAUUAGAGGCUCAACGGUUUGAAAAAUUCGAAUAUUUUUUAGUUUACAUGUUGCAAAAAUGAGAACAUGUAGACCAAUAUUUCAUUUCGAGAUUAUUUUUGUUGCCUCUCCCAUUUUUUCAACUUUCCAGUUUCAAGUCAGAGUAAAAGUUAGAGCAAAAAGUAUAUUUCUCUACUUCGCCACAUUUCUCAAAAUAAUUGUCUAGUUUCCAUUUUUCUUGUUAAAAAAUGUUUCUACCGCUGGAAAAUGAAGAAGGUAUUACUUAUUUUAUUUUGAAGGACUUCAAUAUGAAAAAAGUGUGACAAACAAUUCAAUUUCCUAUUUUACACAUUUUUCCGUUUUUUUUUAUUUUGUACGAAGAAACGUGUGUGUUUUCAUACAACGGAAAUGUUGCACUUUUUUGAGAGAUGUGUGUUUUUUGGUGGAAUUUUUCUGGCUGACAGUUGAGAACACCAGAAUUCAUUGAUGAUUUUACAAUUCUCGUAUCUGAAAAUUAUCUAGUAUUUUUCAAAACGUCGAACUAAAGACAAUUUUUUGACAAAACAAUUGUGGGCUCAUUAUUUUGAAUUAAUUUAUAAUAAUUUCUGUGUAGAAUUUAGAGAAUUGAACAUGUUUUAAAAUUAUAAGAUAACAUUUGUUUAAGUGUUCUAUUGAUAGUUCCAAAAAAAAAAACAAACUCGUGUAUAAAUUUUUCAAUAAUUUGUUUUUUAUGCGGUUAAUUCUGAACAUCUAAUCUUGAAAUUACAAUUACUGAAUUUUGUUUGAAAGUUUGAAUAAAAAUAAUAGUUUUUCCCGAAAUUUUACGGGUAUCCUAUUUUAAACAUUGAAAUAUUCUCUAACAUUGUUCUUUCAGAAACUUUUCAAUUUUCCAAAAUGUUUCAAAAUAAAUUCUUUGCACCUUUCAUUCAAUUUUCUUUUUUCUUGCAUUCUGUUCCAUAGGUCAAUUGUUAUAAUAACCCUUUCCAAAAUAAAAAAUUGCUCAAAAAUGUAGUUUGCAAAUGUUUUCUUCCGGGGAUAAUUCAAAGUAACAACUAACAAAAGUGCAUCAAUUUCAAGACAAACUUUCACACAUUAUUUUAAAGAAAUCCACUUGAGUUAGCUUAACUAUUUACAGAAACAAGAAAUAUUUUCACAUGAACUUUUUUUGGAAAAUAAAAAAAAACAAGAUUAUUUCCAGCGAAACGUGUCUGGAUGAAACUUCGAAAUGUUUUACGAAUAGCAUCGGCUCAUUUGGCUCUUUAUUGUUUUGUGAUUCUCUAUGUGCUCACUGGAGCAUAUAUUUUUAACCACUUGGAAGGAGAUAAUGAAUUGGAUGUUCAUCAUAGACAACGUGAAAAUUCUACAAUAUUCAGACAAACUUUAAUUUCGAAAAUUGCCAGGACAGAAAAUGUAAGAAACAAUUUCAGCCAACAAUUCAAUGAACACAUUUUAGCAUACUCAAAUCGAUGAAUGUUUGCGAGAAUUCCUCCGAAAUUUAUCAAAUCUUCAUGUUCCCAUUGACAAUUAUUUGAAAUUCACUGAAAGUAACAGUGAAGUUCAAAAACGUUGGACAUUUCCAGCAAGUGUAUUAUUUUCAUUCACAAUUUUGACAACUAUAGGUUUGUUAAAAGUCAGGGAAACAUAGAGAAAAAACGAGAGUUUUCAGGCUACGGUAAUGUCACACCAGCGACUGAUGCUGGAAAAGUUUUCACAAUGAUUUACGGAGCUUUUGGAAUUCCAUUGUUUUUGAUUACUAUUGCGGAUUUGGGAAGGUUCUCCAAGACAGGUAUAAUUAAAAAAAAGAUUCUCGAUGCAGAACCUGAAUUUUUUCAUGAAAGUGGAUGAUUUUUUCAAAUUUUUUCAAAUUUUGAAUUUAAUUUAUUUAAAUAAUCUGGGAAUUUCUAUAAAAAUUAUUGAAGUAUCCCAAAAUGUUAACAAUCUUCCAGCCAUAAUGUCUGCUGUGCAAAAAAUGUACAAAAAGGAGAUCAAGAAGCAAGGCGAGCAAAAAUUCUUCCGCGAACUCGGAGAAGUUUUUCUCGUCGCACUUUUAUUCGUUUUAUUCAUCGCUGUUGGUUCAGCAGUAAUACCAUUAUGGGAGAAUCAAUUAACCUAUUUUGAUAGUGUUUAUUUCUCAUAUAUGAGUUUGACAACAAUUGGAUUAGGUGAUAUUGUGCCGCGUAGAAUGGACUUUUUGUUGCCCACAUUAAUUUAUAUUACUAUUGGUUUGUGGUUGACAACGGCACUAGUUGAACAAUUGGCUGAUGUUUUCCGAUUGGUUCAUUAUGCUGGAAGACAAGUUACUAAUGUUAAAGGGGUUCGUAUUGCCAAAAGUUUGUUUUUCUGCAAAAAAGUAGUCAUUUUUUCAGAUUACUGUAUGGCUUGGUGGUCGAAGAUUAUCUGUUGGUGGAUUGAUUAGCACAGUCUGCAGAAGAGUCGGAAUGUCGGAUAAUUUAAUCAGUGAGAUUUUUGUUGGGAAAUAUUUCUGAAAAAAAAAACACUCUUUUCAAUUUCAGACCAAAUCAACUGGGACAAAACCAUUGAUCAAGCUUUGUCUGGAAUUGCUCCUGCUACACUUCCAAUCUUUCCGUGGCAUUUCACAGAUUUUCUUGAACAUGAUCCUCCAUUGAUUGACUUGAGUAUUGAUUUGGAUCAGAUGGAUGUAUGUGUAGGUUUUGCAUGUUUUUUGAAAAAUUUUCCCAUUGGCUGCUUGAAUUGGCUUGGAUUGCAACCUUUUCCUGGUGAUGCUGAAAAAAUGAUGAUGAAGAAAAUGAAGUGUUUGAGCAUGGGUUUGCUAUCGAGUUUUCAUGUGUUAAUGAAUUGAAAACGUUUGGAAGUAUUUGAAAAAUAUCGAAUAAAAAUCCCGAAUUUGGAACGUGUUCAAAUAUCUUUAAUAAUAAAAAAAACAUUUUUUGAAAUUUUUCAAAACUAUAAUUUUGAAAGGAGAUCGUUUCAUUCAGGAUUUUGGGUUUUAAAAAUCUAAAUAAAAACAUCUGAUAAAAAUCUAACUCCAUUGCCUGUUCAGAGUGUUUUCCAGCUUCAUGUAUGAAAUUCUUUUUUCCCAAAACGCUUGAUCUCCCCGAUAUCAAAAAUGAAAUAUUCCAAUUUCUACAAAAACCAAAAUAUUUCAGGGUUCUUUUUACUGCUCAAAACCAUUAUCCGCAAAACGUCGCCGUGAUAGUCAAAUGAGUGCUCCAACAAUUUCCUGGAUGCGUCCACAAGAAGAAGCUCGAAUCUUGGAAUCUGGAAAUUUUGUUAACAUUGAUGCAUCCUAA
Messenger RNA from Caenorhabditis angaria, 7205 nucleotides. NCBI's taxonomy places the organism in Eukaryota, Metazoa, Nematoda, Chromadorea, Rhabditida, Rhabditidae. The record is from the annotation of a GenBank genome assembly.